GCAUCUCGAUCAUAAAGCCAAACAACAACAAGCUUUGCUAAAACUUCUACUAAAACAUAACAAUCUGUCAGUUAAAGAAAGUAGAAACACAGAGAGAAUAGGUUCAAGCAAUCUUCAAUUUGGGCCCAACACAGACACAAUACAGAUGAUAAUGUGAAGUUGAAGAGUGUGACACGUGAGCAAAUGUGUUCUCACACGCGUAAGCUCGCUAGUCAGCCGCCUAUCACGUGUCCAUCUUUCAACCCUCGACCACUCCCGCUUUUAAGGUAGUUCUUUCUUCUAGACAAAGCAAUUUCUCAAAACCUAAUGGAGAAGAAGAAGAAUAAAAGCGAUGAAUCAAAGCCGCCAUUGAUGGCGUUAAACCAUGUAUCAAGACUUUGCAGAGACGUCAAAAAGUCUCUCGAGUUCUACACGAAAGUGUUGGGGUUCGUGGAGACAGAGCGUCCCGCGUCCCUAGACUUCGACGGUGCGUGGCUAUUCAACUACGGUGUUGGGAUCCAUUUGGUGCAGGCUAAAGACGAAGAAAAGCUACCUUCAAACACGGAGCAUUUAGACCCAAUGGAUAACCACAUCUCGUUCCAGUGCGAAGACAUGGAAGCUUUGGAGAAGAGGCUCAAGGAAGUGGAUGUGAAGUACAUCAAGAGGACGGUAGGUGAGCAGGAAGACGCGGCUAUCGACCAGCUCUUCUUUAAUGAUCCCGAUGGUUUCAUGGUCGAGAUUUGUAACUGCGAGAAUCUUGAGCUUAAACCGCGUGAUUCAGCUGAUGCUAUACGUCUCCCGGGAGAUCGGCACGCGCCUCCUGUUUCUCUCCCUGGCUAGUCGGACCAUGCAGAUGAUACUAGGCUCCCUCAGACCAAUUCUUAAUACUACUUGGACUCCUUUUGUUUUGUACUUGUUCCUGUUUUUGUCCCAAGUUACUGCUUUCUUAGUUAAUGUCGUGACCGUUAGAAACCGUGUUUGAGUUUUUGCUAUUUCUUCAAACCCUGAACUGGCAGGAAUGAGAAUCAAAACAAGAAAUUAUCACAGGCUAGCAAAUAUCAACUACCAUUUCUUAGUUAAUGUCGUGACCGUUAGUAUCAAUGAACCAAGACACAAACAUAAACAAUAAGCAUAACCUCAAGUGUAAGCCAGAACCCAGAGCUUUUAACCCUAUUCCUAACAGUGAGCGUUUGAAAGAUUAAAAGUAAUUUCAGAGAUACUGGGGAAUUCCACAGGCUCAUCGACUGUUGUCACACCUUUCCUUGAAAGAUGUUGGACUAGUACGCAAGCACGGUAAAGAUCAUACCCUUCCAAUUAUUUUCAGCCUGGCUUUUGUGCUGAUAUCAUGAUGGAGCCACCAUAUAGCUUAGAUUCAAGAUUGUUAUUUGCUUCACUUUUCUUGAAGCUUGUUUCUAAUUUUAUUUGACUGUUUACGGCAUGCUCGAAUAUUGAUCCUCAUUAACCUGCCAAUUAUAAAUCAAAUCUAACACAAAACAAAUGGGAGGAACUGUCACAGCAAUCAUUAAGCCAAACAACCAAUAACAAACCAAAAGAUAUUCUUCAGUAAGCACAACAACACUCUGCUCAAGAAAAGUAGA
Brassica oleracea var. oleracea is the source of this 1577-nucleotide messenger RNA. RefSeq lists its product as uncharacterized. The transcript has a single exon. NCBI's taxonomy places the organism in Eukaryota, Viridiplantae, Streptophyta, Magnoliopsida, Brassicales, Brassicaceae. The record is from RefSeq and is a predicted model, not a curated record. Bases 307 to 819 code for a protein of 170 amino acids.